AUGGCUGAUGAUGAAGAAGCCCGAUUUCAGGCAGACCUACGAAAAGCAAUCGCACUGAGCCUUGAAACAGAGGAGAAGGAGCGGCACAAUAAAGGAAAGAGUGUGGAAACCCCAAAUACUCUCGGUGCCAUACCGAGGAGGAGUUCGUACGCUCAUCAAGACGAAGCCGAGGGAGUGAUCGUCAAGUUACGACCCAAAGAUUGUCAGAGGUCAGUUUCAGAUGGAGACAAGCCUGUUGUCCCUCCAGUCUUAGCUCCACCGCCGCAACAAAAUAAACGAAGGAAUCAGCAACAAAAGGACAUAGAUCUGAUAUCAUUCUCUGCUUUCGAUUCCAUCGAUAUCCCCGAGUCUGAGAUCCCAAACCCAAAGCCAUCCCAUCUAUCAUUGCAGCUUCCAACAGGUUUACCAUCCCAAUGCUUCUCUGAUGGUGGCCAGGCACUCUCUGCAUCUCCUGUUGUUUCUGGUUACCAGUUUUUUCCCCAGAAACCCCUGGGCUCACCUGCUGUGACUCAUCAACCAAUUGUGUCCCCAAUGCCCCCUUGCCUAUCUGGUGCCGAUAAAUAUGCACCCCUUUGCCUUCAAUCACAAUUCUUUCCUCAACGGCAAGCCAUCACCAAUUCGGGGCAUUGGGAUGUAUUCAAAGUAAUAGGAAAGCAGUCCAACGAAAAUUUGAUCGAUCUAGCACCUGAUAACAUUCAUCAGAUUCAGAAACUAGAAGACAGCUGCAGGAAGAGUGUCUUGGAAGCCUUUGAUCCAUUGAUUGAGGUUAAGGAAGUUCAAAAUGAGCCAUCUUCCUCAAAUCCAGGAGUUGCUGCAACUUCAUCCAUGGUAAAUGGUGAAAUGGACAAAGUGAAUGAUAGAAGCAGCAGCUUCUAUGAAGCUUUUGAUCCAUUUGAAUACAUGUACUCCAGCUCACGCAAAGGAUCCAUCCGUGACUCGACAGAUGGGAGGAACAGCGACAUGUCCUACAGCAAGGUUGCACUUGUAGAAACUGAUAAUGGAGAGGAAGAGGGAGCUACUGCCAAAAUCCCUCCAAGACCCCCAAAGCCAACAGGCAGGUCAUCUCCAGUAGCCAAGUAUGCUCAGGUUACAAAAAGGAAUAGGGUGUCAGAAGUGCCUGAAAGAGUCGUUGAUGCCAUUACUCGAAAGAGUGUAUCCAUGACAAAAGUGAUCAAAGAAAGGCCCCUCGGUGUGACUGUUGUCCGUAGGGAAGAUUUCACUUGUGACUCUGAGAUUAAAAUGUUUAUGCAGUCGUUGAUGACAUUGCGCAGUGAGUUUAUUUACAGUGAUCACUUCACCAAUCCUGGACUGAUAGUUAGCCCGAUGAUUGAAGGACAACUGCAGGAUGCCGACAUGAAAGUUACAGUUCACUGCAAUGCUGAUGAAGAUCAUCCAGUGAGUUUCAAAGUUAAUCCCAGUACAACUGUUGAACAAAUCAUUAUGCAAGUAUACUGUGAACUGAAGCUGCCUGGUGAGCCUGGUGAUUAUGUUCUGAAAGUCUUUGGACAUCCUGAGUAUCUUGCACCUGAGUCGCUCAUUUGUGAGUAUGAAUAUGUCCAUGAGUGCUUGAAAUUUGAUCGUGACAUCAAGUUGCGUUUGGUGCAUUCUGACACGGUCAAGACACCAUUUGCUCGUGUGCAAGAAGAUGAUGAACGGGCUGCAGAAAUCCAUGUAGCAGAUAUCCUUCCAUAUGGAUAUGGGGAGGGCAUUAGUUACCAAUCACUCUCAAUCAUACUAGAAACAUAUGAGUUGGAGAUGACUAGGUUCAAAUCAGCACUUGAUGCUGGAGAAGCACAUGCAAAAUUUGAGCCUUUGGUCCAAGCAGUCAAAGCACUCUGUGCUCUUUUGGGACAGAUAGAAACUCUGGAAGUGAGCAAUGCAAUCCACAUGCUCAUGAAUGCAUGUGGUCGGGGGGAGGAUUCUUCAUUCCCUCAUAUCUUGGAGGACAAGGGUGAUUUUUGUGUUGUGAAGUUCCCUGUUUCUGAUCGUAGUCCACGCAGUUCUAUUGACACCGCCUUCAUUGCUCUCAAUCACUUACAUUCUGCCAUCAGGAAUCUGCUUGAGCUUUACAUGAGGUGUCACAGAGUGGACUUCGACCUCCCAACAAGUCCCAGUGUCAACCAGAAUCUCAAGGACAUGUGCGAGCUGGUCGACACCAUGCUCGUUCAUGUGUGUACCAUCCAUAAGAUCAAUCCCUGUUGGCACUUUCGUGAGUAUAAAGUGGCUUGUGAAAUCUUCCAUGGGACAACACCAAUAGUCCUACCCUCUCAGACACAACAUGUCACACCCAGCAAGAGCCUUUAUGAGCGAUUGGUCUUUGAUGAAUGGUUGGUGUUUGACCUGGUCCUGUGCACUUUACCGAGAGAGUCUCGGCUUGUCUUCACCCUUCUGGGAUAUUCAGAUGAACAAGAGGGAGGCACACCCGGUUCUGUGGAGAUCGCCUGGUGUGCCAUUCAGAUGUUUAAUCAAAGUGGAAGAAUGCGGGAAGGUAGCUUCAUGCUGCCUUUGUGGCAGCUGGAAGCCGACAAGCGACUUGGGCCAGCUCCCUCCCUCUAUACUCGGCAGUCAGGUGACCAGAGCACCUUCAUGAUCAUUGAGAUCCCUGAUGUUGGAGGGAAAGUGUAUUUCCCUAAACCCCUCAAGGUGAAUGCACAGGAACGAAAGCGAGAAUUCUCCACUCUUGAUUCCAACACUCAGGAAUUUCUCAUGGAUUUAGUGGAGAAAGAUAUCUUUGUGAAGCAUCCCAUAGAGCAUCAGGAGAUUUUGUGGGAAAGGCGCCACUUCCUUUAUCGAUUCCCCAAAGCCUUGCCCAAAGUACUUUUGGCUGCACACAGUUGGGAUUGGGCUUCCCUCGCUGAUCUGCAUGCUCUAGUCAAGGAGUGGACACCUAUGGAGCCAGUUGAAGCUCUCAAGCUCCUCCUGCCUUGCUUUCCUGAUCAGGUGGUUCGUGAGACAGCUGUUCGUUGGAUUCAAGAUAUUGGAAGUGAUGAAUUGUGUGAAUAUCUUCCUCAACUAGUCCAGGCCCUGAAACAUGAGACAUAUUUGUUGAAUCCCUUGUCUUCAUUUCUCAUGGAACGAGCUCUGAUGUCGCCAACACUUGCUCACCGUCUCUAUUGGCUUCUAAUGACUUCCCAUCCUCAGGGUGAAUGCGAGACUCCACUUGACACUCGCUUUUAUCCACACCUGAAGUUGAUGGCAAACACCCUUGCUCAUCUGUGUGGGGAGUCACUGAGUCAGCUCUUCAGCAAGCAAGAACGGCUAGUUCAACACCUGAAUGAAGCUGCUGCCCAUCUCAAAGCCAGCAAGGAUUCCUUGAGGUUAUCUGUUCUUGCACGAGAAAUGGAAGGCCUUCAUCAUUGGCUUUCAAAUUCUCCUACAUCUCUUCCUCUUCGGCUGAGUCAUAUUGCCCGAGGGGUGGACGUAAAACACUGUUCAUACUUCCCAUCAUUCACACUGCCCUUAAAGGUGAUAUUCCAAGGAGAAGACUCUAUAGACCGUGCUCUCCAUCACACCAUCUACAAGGUGGGAGAUGACCUGCGCCAGGACAUCCUCACCAUGCAGAUUGUGCGCAUCAUGGAUAGACUUUGGCUUCGGAACGGCCUGGACUUGAAGAUCGUCCAUUUUCAGUGUGUUGCCACUGGGGAUAGGUCCGGGUUCGUGGAGAUGGUCACAGAUGCAGAGACGCUUCGCAAGAUCCAAGCUGAGCAUGGUCUCACUGGAGCCUUCAAGGACCGACCGAUCGCCGAAUGGCUCGGCAAACACAAUCCAUCGCCUCUGGAAUACGAGCAUGCGGUGGAGAACUUCACAGCAUCGUGUGCUGGCUACAGUGUUGCAACCUACGUGUUGGGAAUCUGUGAUCGACACAAUGACAACAUCAUGCUCAAAACUUCUGGACACCUCUUCCACAUUGACUUUGGGAAGUUUCUUGGAGAUGCUCAAAUGUUUGGGAAUAUUAAACGGGACCGUGUCCCUUUUGUCUUGACCUCUGACAUGGUCUAUGUGAUCAAUGGCACUGACAAACCCACCGACAAGUUCCAGAAAUUUGUUGACUAUUGCUGUGAUGCGUAUAACAUCCUCCGUGCCCAUGCAGACGUUUUCCAGAACCUUUUUGCCCUGAUGGCAUCAUCUGGCAUCCCUGGAGUCACCAUGGAUGCAGUGAAGUAUGUGCAAAAGAUGCUCGCUCCAGAGAAGUCAAAUGCCGACGCAGCCAACAUGUUCACCCGCAUGAUUGAGGACUCUGUCAAGUCCUGGUUCACCCAGGUUAACUUCUUCCUGCACAGCCUGGCGCAGCUGCGAUUCUCAGAUACGCAAGAUGACCGAUUGACCCUCAGUUUCAUCCCACAAACUUACACUAAGGAAACAGAUGGUAGAAUUCUAUCGGCUACAAUCUAUGGAUACCAGAAACACUACACUGGGGGAAAGCAAUAUGUAUACAUCGUGAGAAUAGCACGGGAAAACACUCCAGAACCAACGUACUUAUUCCGUUCCUACAAAGAGUUCGUGGAGCUCUAUGCAAAAUUGUGUGACAUGUUCCCAUGUCUGAAGCUGGAAUCUCCCCGAGACCUGACCCUGGGUCGUUCGUCAGUGAAGGAGGUGGCUGAGCGACGCAAGUACCUCCUGCAGAGGUUCCUCACCUCUCUCUUCUCGCUGGCAGAGGAAGUGUGCCACUGUGAUCUCGUCUACACGUUCUUCCACCCUCUGUUGCGGGACCAGAAGGAUGCAAACAUCCACAAGGAAAAACUGAAGGAGACUAAGACCCAUGUUAGGCGGUCAAGCGUUGGCCACAUCAGGGGUGAGCUCAAACUGUCCAUCGUAUACCGUCGGGAUGAACUCGUGGUCAUGGUCCAUCAUGCUAGGAACCUCGCUCUUCCAAACGGAAUGGAACCUUCCACCUACGUCAAAGUCUAUCUCUUGCCCGAUCACAAGAAGUUGACCAAACGGAAGACACGCAUCGCGCGGCGAAACCGGAACCCCACGUUCAAGGAACCCCUCGUGUAUCGCAUGCCUCUGGAUACGGUUCGAUACCGCACCCUUCAGGCUUCCGUCUAUCACUACGACAGCCUGCAGGAAAACGAGUUCCUGGGCGCUGUGAACAUACCGUUAUCAAGCUGCAAUUUGAGCGAGGAAACCACCAGAUGGUUUCCGCUCGGCCAUUACCAUGGUUGAUCCGAACUGUGAUUGUGUCGAGUGGGAAAUUGAAGGAACACUAGAGAGUAUUUUCCAGAAAUCCCAUAGGCCUAGAUAUUUUAGCGACCAAAAGUUGGCAUGCGAAUGCGUACAUAUCUCCCUGGCUUCCUUUUCGCCUCCUUGUUUUAUUUUAUUUUUAUUUUUUUUUUUGUUCUUAUGGUUGAGCAGGAGUGUAUUUCACUGCAAUUUUUCUUUCACAGUCAUCUUAGGAUAAAGGCUUUAUGAAUUGUGAUAGUAGUG
Messenger RNA from Darwinula stevensoni, 5427 nucleotides. NCBI's taxonomy places the organism in Eukaryota, Metazoa, Arthropoda, Ostracoda, Podocopida, Darwinulidae. The record is from the annotation of a GenBank genome assembly.